Molecule: messenger RNA, 354 nt
Organism: Dictyostelium discoideum AX4
Lineage: Eukaryota; Evosea; Eumycetozoa; Dictyosteliales; Dictyosteliaceae
Gene: lyrm1
Product: LYR motif-containing protein 1
Exons: 2
Coding region: 1-354 (117 amino acids)
Cellular component (GO): mitochondrion
Source: RefSeq, a predicted model, not a curated record
AUGUCAAAAAAAGUCCUCACAGCAUACAAUGCAAUAGAUCAUACAUAUUUUUCUCAGUUAUCACAAAGAAACAAAGCCUUAUAUAUGUAUAGAAGUAUAUUAAGAUUAGCAAAUAAAUGGGAAUCAGAUUCACAAAGAGAAGACAUUAGAUAUGAAACAAGAUCCACAUUUCAAAAGAAUAAAGAUUUAACAGACACCGAAAUUAUAAAUGAUAAAAUUGAAGAAGCUAGAUCAAGAAUGUUAACUGCACUUCAUUAUAAUAUACCAUAUGAAAAAAAGAAAUAUAAUAUUCCUAAAUAUCAAAUUCAAAUGAAACCACCACCAGAUCCAAAAGAUGAAUCUGGAAUUUGUUAA